Achroia grisella is the source of this 6179-nucleotide messenger RNA. It is a transcript of the gene kcc, whose product is annotated as solute carrier family 12 member 6. Gene Ontology annotation, biological process: chloride ion homeostasis; chloride transmembrane transport; potassium ion homeostasis. The record is from RefSeq and is a predicted model, not a curated record. The transcript has 22 exons. NCBI's taxonomy places the organism in Eukaryota, Metazoa, Arthropoda, Insecta, Lepidoptera, Pyralidae. Gene Ontology annotation, cellular component: membrane. The coding region runs from base 501 to 3782 and encodes 1093 amino acids. Gene Ontology annotation, molecular function: potassium:chloride symporter activity.
CUCAUCCGAUCACAUCUCCACAACAAUAACAGUAAUCGACAGUGUUGCAGGUUAUAAUCGUGCCCGCUUACGUAACAUUUGAGAUUUCGUGCGUACAUAUUGACAGGUUAUGUGUGAGUGUCGCCGUGGUGUACACCCAGGUUUCUAAAUAUGCUUAUCGUAUGCUUGAUAUUAUUAUAAACUAGAAAACCUGUCGGUGUUCCCGCUUACAAGAGAACUGUUUGCUUAUUUCUUAAUUACUUCUAUUUAAUAUUUUGCACUGAAAGUUAUAACAAUCGGCGCUACACGCACACAGCCUCGUUGAGUAUCGGAACACCGGAGCAUUGUAGUAUCUCAUUCAUUCAUACCAAUAGCGACUUUCUUGUAGUGAAAAUAGAGUCGAAAUAGAUAAGCAGCGUCGGUACUACUGAAAAAUGAAUAGAACCAAAUAGUGAUGAGAGGCUGCGUGUGAGAUCACGCCGCGUAACUUGGGAGCUUCUCGGCGAGUGAAUUGCAUAAAAAUGGCUUCUGAAAAAGAGAAAAUGGCCGCCGAAACGAAAUCGCCCUCUAACAAGAGCAACUGCACGUCGCCAGGAAAAAAAGGUGACAAUGACGAGCAUGGCCUGCCCGCACAGAAGGACAAGGGGUGUGACACCAAUCUUUACCUAUAUCAUGAAGAAAUCGAGGACAGACCACGAGCGGCAACAUUCCUCAGCUCUCUGGCAGACUACUCGAAUACCAUCCCUACGGCGUCUGCUGCGGACCCUGAUGCUGUUAAGCCGGCACCCCCAGCCCGUAUGGGCACGCUCAUCGGUGUCUACCUGCCUUGUAUCCAAAACAUCUUCGGCGUCAUCUUAUUCAUCCGUCUCACCUGGGUUGUGGGAACUGCGGGCGCUAUACAAGGAUUCCUGAUCGUACUUACAUGCUGUUGUACAACGAUGCUCACAGCGAUAUCUAUGUCAGCGAUUGCAACUAACGGCGUGGUACCGGCAGGCGGAUCUUACUUCAUGAUAGGCCGAUCGUUGGGUCCUGAAUGCGGAGGUGCUGUUGGUAUGCUAUUCUACACCGGCACAACGCUGGCAGCUGCUAUGUACAUCGUCGGUGCUGUCGAGAUUGUUCUGACGUACAUGGCACCCUGGCUGUCAAUAUUCGGCGACUUCACCAAAGAUCCAGAGGCAAUGUAUAACAACUUCCGAGUCUACGGAACCGGUCUAUUGCUUGUAAUGGGCAUGGUGGUGUUUGUGGGAGUCAAGUUCGUCAACAAGUUCGCGACCAUUGCUCUAGCUUGUGUAAUACUCUCCAUCACCGCUGUUUACGCUGGAAUCUUCGUCAAUUUCAAUGGAAACUCCAAUCUGCAAAUGUGUAUACUCGGAAAACGAUUAUUAAAAGACAUCCAUAUCAGCAAUUGCACUAAGGCGCCGAAAGGAGAACUGGAACAAUUAUUUUGCCCUAACAAGACCUGCGAUCCUUACUAUGCCGCUCACAACGUCAGCAUCGUUCAAGGCAUCAAGGGUCUGUCCAGUGGAGUUUUCUUCGACAACUUACAAGAUUCAUUUUUGCAACUUGGCCAAUAUAUUGCCUAUGGAAAGGAACCUGAUGAUAUAGAACAAAUGGAGAGACCGACGUAUAAUCAAGUGUAUGCCGACCUUACGACUACAUUUACCAUCCUUAUUGGCAUCUUCUUCCCGUCUGUCACUGGUAUUAUGGCCGGCUCUAAUCGUUCCGGCGACUUGGCUGACGCUCAAAAGAGCAUACCUAUUGGUACAAUUUGCGCUAUCCUUACCACUUCAGUAGUGUACUUGUCGUGUGUGCUGCUAUUCGCCGGCACCGUGGACAAUUUGUUGCUACGAGACAAAUUCGGCCAAUCAAUCGGUGGGAAACUAGUGGUAGCCAACAUGGCUUGGCCGAACCAGUGGGUGAUCUUAGUGGGCUCGUUCCUGUCUACUCUCGGAGCUGGUUUGCAAUCGCUGACAGGUGCUCCACGUCUUCUACAAGCCAUAGCGAAAGAUGAAAUCAUUCCAUUCUUGGCACCCUUCGCCGUUUCGUCUAGCAGGGGUGAACCUACCAGGGCCCUGCUUCUAACAAUGGCGAUCUGCCAAUGCGGUAUCCUGCUUGGCAAUGUAGACAUCCUCGCGCCGCUGCUAUCCAUGUUCUUCCUUAUGUGUUACGGGUUCGUGAACCUCGCCUGCGCAUUGCAGACCCUUCUUAAAACUCCUAACUGGCGUCCUAGAUUCAAAUACUAUCACUGGUCAUUGUCGUUGGCGGGGCUGACGCUGUGCAUCUCGAUCAUGUUCAUGACUUCUUGGUUCUAUGCACUCAUCGCUAUGGGUAUGGCCGGGCUCAUCUACAAGUACAUUGAGUAUCGCGGAGCUGAGAAAGAAUGGGGUGAUGGUUUACGUGGUCUGGCCUUAUCAGCCGCACGUUACUCUCUAUUGCGUCUGGAACAAGGCCCGCCGCAUACGAAGAACUGGAGGCCGCAGGUGCUUGUGCUGGCCAAGCUCAACAAUGAACUUCAACCCACUUACAGGAAAAUGCUCGCUUUUGCUAGUCAACUUAAAGCCGGUAAGGGUUUGACGGUGUGCGUGUCGGUGGUUCCGGGUGAUUUCACUCGUCGCGCUGGAGAAGCGUCUACCGCGCGACAGAACCUGCGCAAGUGUAUGGACGAGGAGAAGCUCAAGGGAUUCGUUGAUGUGCUCGUUACACCUACUAUAUCUGAUGGGCUCAGCCAUUUCGUCCAAACCUGUGGCCUCGGAGGUCUGAAACCGAAUACGGUGAUCGUGGGGUGGCCAUACGGCUGGCGACACUCUGAAGAGCUGGAGGCGAGCAGUCUCCCGAAGUGGCACGGCUUCCUGCACACCGUGCGAGCGGUCACCGCCGCCAGGAUGGCAAUGCUAGUGCCCAAAGGGAUUAACUUCUUCCCUGAUUCCACUGAGAAGAUAUCAGGCAACAUUGACAUAUGGUGGAUCGUGCACGAUGGCGGCAUGUUGAUGUUGCUCCCGUUCCUGCUCAAACAACACCGGACGUGGAAGAACUGCAAGAUGCGCAUUUUCACUGUAGCGCAGAUGGAGGACAACUCGAUUCAGAUGAAAAAGGAUCUGAAGAUGUUCUUGUACCAGCUACGUAUCGAGGCUGAAGUGGAAGUUGUUGAAAUGACCGAUAGCGAUAUAUCCGCAUAUACCUAUGAACGCACCUUGAUGAUGGAACAACGUAACCAAAUGCUACGGGAACUAAGACUCAACAAAAAGGAAACACUCGGCAUGAUGCAAAAUUUCGUGGACUAUCGUGAAAACGCUGAGGAGAAGUUGCCUCUGGUGCAAGCGAUAGUGGACCAUCAUCACGCUGAUGUAAAAACGGCCAGUAAGGUCCGGUUUGCGGAGCCGGGCAGCGGGGGAGGGGAGACCGCGGACGACGCGCCCUCCCCACCACUCACCGACACGGAUGAUAAGGACAAGGAUAAGGACGACAAGUGUGAGGGAGGGAACUCGCCGCCGCCAGAACCCGAAAAGCACAAGGAGAACAACCCUAAUGGAGACGCCAUCAAGCCAAAGCCCAACAUGUCCGAUAUCACACCUGACGAGGGUACAGUACGGCGGAUGCACACAGCAGUUAAACUGAACGAGGUGAUCGUGACACGCUCCCAUGACGCACAACUAGUCAUUCUGAACUUGCCCGGCCCUCCCAGGGACACCAAGUUCGAAAGGGAAUCCAACUACAUGGAGUUCCUGGAGGUGCUGACUGAGGGUCUGGAGAAGGUGCUGAUGGUGCGUGGUGGUGGUCGCGAGGUGAUCACCAUCUACUCGUGAACGCGUCCCCGCCCCUCCACCCUCACCCCCACACUCGAAACGUUAGUGGAAGUCGCCGUACUUGUCGGCGCCCUUAUGAAAAGUCUUUGUGAUUCUAUUAUAACUGUUAGUGCUCUAUUUUGAACAAUCGAAUGAUUCGAGUUCGUAUCUCGUUAAACGUUUUGUAUAAUUAACGGUCGCAUAAUCGCUCUCGAAAGACUGCCGAGACGGACGUUACGUUCCAAUUUGUUUAUAAAUAUUGUAUUUUCUUACGAUUACUAUAUUAUAUUGACGUUCGUUUGACUGUAAAUGUUAGCUUAGUUCUAAACGUUCUGUUGAAUUUGCUGUUUAGGGAGACGUUGUUUUGAAAUUUAUUCACUGUUGUAUAGAUAUGUAUGAAUAAAUGUAUGUAUGGAUCUAAUGAGGAGCCUUAAACUGUCGGUCGUUAGCUCUAAGUUUGUUUUUGUUACGUACCUAGACUAGAUACUUGACUAGAGACUUGAAUUAAUUUAGGUAUCUAAGUGAUUCUUUGGGUACCGAUAUGUCAUAUUCAUUUGAUUUUGUAGUAUGAUAGCCCGUCGCGAUUGCUCUAUUUUUAAUUUGUUUUUCUAAAAGUAUUAAAGAAUGUAGACACUUUGUAAGCAUAUACAUUAUUAAAGAAACCAUAAAGAUUUUAUUCUACUUAUAUAAAAAUGUAUUUUGUAAGUAAUUAUUUUGUUCUAAGAUUUUUACAUCUGCUCAACUCAAAACUUACCGUGGGACUGAAGGAUUAAAAUUCUACUUCAUUGUAUCCCAACAGGUGAUUUAAUGAACUUAUUAAAUCAAUUUAUAGUUCUAGUCACUUUGACUAUAUUAUAUACCUAUCUAGAACGAAAAUUAUGAAAAAAAGAAUGAAAAACAAAAAAUAAUCUAUUUCCUCUAUAUCUUAUUAGCCUUUUAUCAAUUAUUUCAUUUAAAUCAGUUGUAUUUAAACCUCCACCGGGUUCUAUAAUGAUUAGAUUCAAAUAUCGUAAAAUAAAUACUAUCCAAUAUGCAGUCUUGCCUAUGAAAUAUAGGUUCGUAGAAAAUUAUUAAUAAGGUAACGCUAACGAUAAUUUUCAUAUUAUAAUUAUAGUAUUCUUCAUAAUGCAGUUUAUCAAAAUUCAUAACUUUAUAAAAUUAAAUUUUUAUUGCUGUCUUCGUUCUGUAUUCCGAGUCUGAGCUAAUUAAUGUCAUUAACACGUACAUACAGACUAUCUCUAAAUAUUUGUAGUAUUUACUGAUUAUUAAAUAGUAAUAAUAAAUCGAGUAGGUACCUAAUGAUACUUAGUAUUUUCUUCAGUUAGCUCAGAUUCACCCUUUUAUGUUACCAUACAUCUAAACUAAUGACACCAAAUGGCAUUAUACGUAGAUAUAAGUAUCCGUUCCAUAACUCUACAAAAGAAUGUAUUAUGUCAAAACGUAGUGAAUACGUUGUAAAGAACGGAAUGUCAAUUUUUAUUUCCAUUGUAUUUCCAUUACCAAAAAUUUUAAUCUAACUGUUCAAGGCCAGAUUCGUUCCACGCAGACAUCGUGGAAUAUAAUUUACUUACUAAAAGCGAAGAACUUGUUAAAAUCAAUUUAAUAAUGAUUUGGACUUAAAUAAGACGAUUUUUAUUUUUGGUAAAGGUGUAAGUCUAAGAAUAAUUAUAUUUCUAAUUCUUAAUAAAGAGUGUUAGGUAACUGCCAAAUAGGAAUCGAUGUUGUAAAAUAUCCUAGUCUGUAAGUGAAGUACCUAAUUAUAAUUAACUUCAUUGUUCAGAAUUCAUAUUAAUUAGAUCAUAGAUCUAAUAAUUAUCAGGGCCGUCUUAAGCAUAAUAGCACCGGGGUACAAAUAUAGGCACCUUAAAUCCUUAGCCCCUUGCUCUCAAAUUGAGAUUUUUUCAAAGGUAAGAUGGAGGAAUUACGUUCUGCUCUAAAUCUGAUAGCCGGCUACCCUCCAAACAUAUAUUUUUUGCGACUAGGGUUCAUGAUUCAGGAACAUCCAAAGAACUUCUGAAUUUGGAAUUUGUAAGAGCAACUUUCAAAAUAAAUAAAUCUGAGCCCGGCUAACACUCAUCUCCUCCGCACUUGGAUUAAGAAGAGCCUGUUAAUUGUAAGAGGAGUCUAGUGCAUGAUAUCACUAUAAUGUUUACUAGGUAGCGUACAUAACAUAGUGUACCAUAGAUAAAGCAUUUAUCAAUUUAUAAUCGUAAAUAAAGUGGUUACGUUGCAUUAUUCAUAGAGCUAUUGACAAUACUCGUGAUUUGUGGUUCUAUGUAACUUAUAUUCCAAUUCCAUAUUUCACAUCAUGUCGUUUAAAGGUUACAAACUUAAGUCCAACUUCAGUUGCUUAACAACUUCCAUUGUUAUUUAUAGCUUGAUGAAUAAGUAUUGAUUAGAUGUAGAUCCUGGAAACAU